Messenger RNA from Chelmon rostratus (copperband butterflyfish), 5691 nucleotides. RefSeq names its product diacylglycerol kinase, epsilon (gene dgke). NCBI's taxonomy places the organism in Eukaryota, Metazoa, Chordata, Actinopteri, Chaetodontiformes, Chaetodontidae. Gene Ontology annotation, molecular function: ATP-dependent diacylglycerol kinase activity. The record is from RefSeq and is a predicted model, not a curated record. The coding region runs from base 254 to 2005 and encodes 583 amino acids. The transcript has 11 exons.
UGCUAUGGUGGCGAGGUAGCUCAUUGGUUAAACGUCACAUCGUUGUUUUCUUCUUUACAGCUAGUUAGACACAAAAAUGAGUGUAAUCAAGCUGAAAUUAGUGCCAGCAGCCGGCUGGUGUCCGUCAACAUGAGUGUCGCAGGGAAACGGCGGCGCGCGUCCAGUCCACGGUCGGUGUUGGUGACAGACUUCUCCUCGGGACUGAUCUCCGCUCGUUAGCAUCACCCACUGCUCCAGCUACCGUCCAGCAGCUAUGUACAAGGAGGGGGACGAGGUGCAGGACGACUGCGGCUCCCGGGAGGAGUGGACGCUCCUGUUCUGGACCUCUCUGGCCGUCAUCGUCCCGGUCAUCAUCACGCUGUGGUGCAGCGCCCAGCGCUCCAAGCGGAAAACGCACAUGAAGGAUUUCUUUCGCAAGAGCAAGCACGGAUGGCACUACACGGACCUGUUCAACAAGCCCACCUACUGCUGCGUGUGCUCCCAGCACAUCCUCCAAGGGGCUUUCUGCGACUGCUGCGGCGUGUGCGCCGACGAGCAGUGCCUGCGCCGGGCCGACCGGAGCCUGUCGUGCAAGGAGAUCAUGGCCCCCUCCAGCCCCGACGGAGCCAUGGAGCACCGCUGGGUCCGCGGAAACGUCCCCCUCGCCAGCUACUGUGCAGUGUGCAAACAGCAGUGCGGCACCCAGCCCAAGCUCUGCGACUUCAGGUGUGUGUGGUGUCAGACCACUGUGCACGAUGACUGCAUGGACAGCCUGGCGGACGCGGACCAGUGUGACCUGGGCGAGUUCCACAGCCUCAUCAUCCCUCCUCACUACCUCUACCGUGUCAACAAGCUCCGCCGCAGGCACCCCGACGAGUACAGCAAGCUGGCGUCUUCCUGCGGCAGCGGCUGGACUCCAGUUUUGGUCCUGGCUAACACACGGAGCGGGAACAACAUGGGGGAGGCUCUGCUGGGAGAAUUUCGCACCCUUCUGAAUCCUGUGCAGGUGUUUGACCUGUCUGAGCUGACUCCCUCCAAAGCCCUCCAGCUGUGCACCCUGCUGCCCCCCGGAAGUGUCCGGGUGCUGGUGUGCGGGGGUGAUGGCACAGUGGGCUGGGUGCUGGACGCCAUCGAUACUAUGAAGCUGAAGGGCCAAGACCAGUUCAUGCCAAGGGUGACCAUCCUGCCCCUGGGCACAGGAAAUGACCUUUCCAACACUUUAGGCUGGGGUGCCGGGUAUGCCGGAGAGAUCCCUGUGGAACAGGUUCUCCGUAAUGUCCUUGACGCUGAGGUGGUCAAAAUGGACAGAUGGAAGGUGCAGGUGGCUUCAAAAGGGCUCUACUUUCGUAAACCGAAGGUUCUGUCCAUGAACAACUACUUCUCUGUGGGGCCCGACGCCCUGAUGGCGCUCAACUUCCACACGCACCGCGAGAAAACGCCCUCCUUCUUCUCCAGCCGCAUCAUCAACAAGGCUGUUUACUUCCUGUAUGGCACCAAAGAUUGUUUAGUGCAGGAAUGUAAGGAUCUGGAUAAGAGGAUUGAGCUGGAGCUGGAUGGUGAGAGGGUGGCGCUGCCCAGUCUGGAGGGCAUCAUAGUUUGUAACAUUGGCUACUGGGGUGGAGGCUGCAGACUCUGGGAGGGGAUGGGGGAUGAUCCCUGCCCCCCCACACGGCUGGAUGAUGGUCUGCUGGAGGUAGUGGGUGUGUUUGGCUCCUUCCACUGCGCUCAGAUCCAGGUCAAGCUGGCCAAUCCUGUCCGGCUGGGGCAGGCCCACACUGUCAGGCUGGUCCUCAAGAGCUCCAAGAUGCCCAUGCAGGUGGAUGGGGAGCCGUGGGCCCAGGGCCCCUGCACCAUCACCAUCACCCACAAGACCCAGGCCCUUAUGCUGUACCACAGCGCCGAGCAGACGGAUGACGAUGAAGACGAAUCCAGCGCCUCUGAGACGGAGAGCCCCACCCCUCACGACUCACCGAGGCCCCCGGGGCCGGCCUCCGCUGGUGCGAGAGCCACCUCAAACUUCAUGUGAUCCGCAGCUCCUCUUGUCUUAGCUUCUGUCUUCUUUCCGCACCCCAGUUUCUCAUUAAGCCCUCGUUUGCAGUGGCACUUACUUCCCCUCCUUUAAGAUCCUUAAACACACCCUAUCCUUGAUGAGAACAAGGUAUUAUGAUUUUCCUGUGCAGUCAUUUCAUAUGUUGUCCUGAGGGCCCCCAGGGGUUAGAAAGGUCAGUUUACCUUUGGGCUGAUGUGAUUUGUUUUUGGACUUUUUGUCUCCACACUCCCCAUAUAUUGUAACCCAGAACUCAGGCAGUUCCUGCUCCACAGGUGGGACAGUCAGGAGGAGGUGAAUGUCUUGGAGAGAGAUUGCUGUUUAUUUGCACUGAUCCCUUGUGCCAUAAACAUCUAUAGUCGACUAUACUGUAUUAUUAUGCUGUAUUUACAGUUGAAAGCCUGGUGCAGCCCUGCAGGCAUCAGUGAGCCAUUUUAAACAAGUUGGCCAGGUUCAGUGUACCAAAACCCUUCAAAGCCAUGUCUCAGUCAGCAGCAGGUGAUACGUAGUCAUACAGAGAACACACAGCAAAUGUGAAGUGGAGCUUUGGCUGAAGGUACACGCAAAGCAUUGUGGCUCAUCUGUGUUUUUUUUGUUACUCCGACAAGAGCACGAACAGCAAACACAAACUCCAGUUGGUGGUACAGUAAAACUGUACAGAACGCCUCUUAAAUUGCUCUUUCAGGCUCAUCAUCACAACAUUGACAGUUUUUAAAUGUCUCCUGCAUUUUUCACCUGAGAUGAGGCUUUGAAAUGGCCAACAGGUCUGUGAAUCUCGACGGGGCGAGGCCUCUGUUGCAGCUGCAAUGUGCUGUCGGUCACUGGACAUCGAUGCCGGCUUGCUUACUUCACAAUGGUCUCAUGUAGCUCGCCACACACUUAGAUUGUACUAAAAGCAGUCUUGAAACUAUAUUUAACUUUCCUGUAAGAGCUACAGGGCACAGCCUGAUUUUUUAUUUUAAUUUUGAAACUACUGCCAAGUAAGUGUUGCCUACAUGUAGAACCUUUUGUUUUUCCUCUUCUUUACAUAGUUCCUCCUGUUUACAUAUUUUGUGCUGCACUGUUUUGGCACUUGAUAAAUACAUCACACUGCUUAGGACAUACAUGACACCGUAGUGUCGACCUUUGAUGUCGCUGCCGAUAGUGAUACCUGCUGAUGAGAUUAAGCUGUCCGUGUUGUUAUAUUCCGUUCUUCAGGUCAUCCUCUUGCAUUUCAUCAUUUGUGUUUUAGCAGAUAGUCACCACACGUUGGCAGACUAAAGACAGUGUUUUCUGUAGACAGGGUCUUCGACUCGAUCCUCUGCAGUUUAAUAUUAAUACCAUCAGAGGUGCUUGCAUGUGCUUUUCUGUGUCGUGUUCAGGUGACGUUGAUCUAACUGUUGAGUUUCAUUGUUUGCAUCUCGCCUGUAUUCUACAUGUGUGCAAGAGGUCAUUUGUGUUUCUGUCUAUAAAGUAGCCUACUCGUAGGGAAACUGAUUUUAUCAUUUCAGGUGGUCCUUGUUUAUUGCAGAGUGAAGAAAAUUGCCUGUUGUUCACAGCCAUAUCAGAAAAGUCUGUAGAAUGUUAAGGAAUCUGGAGCCAACUUGCUGCUCAUAAGGCUGAACAGGGAUCAGUUUUUAGCCGAGUGAUGCCUAUGCUUUUGGAAUAUGCACAUUUUGGCAGGUAACCAAGUUUUGUGGUUUCAUCACCUUUUAUUUGUUUGGUGAAUGUCUUCUUGCUCAAGGACACCUGCUUGAUCUUUUACCUUAUCUGUGUUUACCAGAGUUGUGUGUGUGUGUGUGUGUGUGUGUGUGUGUGUGUGUGUGUGUGUUGGGUCGCACUGAGCUUUUUGAAAUGUAACUGAGGUUUGUUGGCAGGUUUUUAGCCACACUAGCAGCAAGUUCAAAACACUGUUUUCAUGUGAAACAGCUCAAUAAUUGUUGGAUGAAUUGUGGUGUAACUCAGUGCAGACAUUGAUGAUCCUCAUAGAAUGAAUCAUAAUGAUGAUUUAUGCAGAACCACCACCAGGUCAAAAGUGUGUUUGUGUAAGUUCAUGACAAAUGAAUGCUAGAUGGCAUGCUAACAUGCUACAGCACAUGCUAGUUGGACCAAAAUGCAGAUGUUUGCAAAACAGCUUAAAGCUGCACUCGUAAAUAUUUGUAUAUUUGAAAUGAUUAAAAUUACUAUGUGUCAUGUGAAAUGCGUCACUCACAGUGGUGAAGCAAGAACAGUUAUUGCCAGUUAUUGCUUUGAUCUGGUGAAAGCUGUUAAAAAUCGUCCAGUGCACAGAGGAGGACUCUUUUGAUUACGUAACAAUAUGGCGUUUUUGUCUGGCGCACCAUCAACAUUUUUAGAUCCACCAGUGGUCAGAAUUUAACAACUAUGAAAGCCUGUUCCAGCCGAUGUGUUGGAAAAAAAAGAACCUCCAAGUCAUUAUAACUCAAAAAAUUGAUUUAGUAUCUAUUCCUCAAAAUAAACACUUUAAUAAAGACAUAUUUUCUAUUCACUGGUAGACUGCAUUGAAAAUGGGGAAAAAAUGACUGAGACCAACCCUUAAAACACCAUAAAACCAUGAACUUUUAGGGAUGCUCUCCAUAAAUAACCUAUUCAAAUAUAUCAUUUUAUAAAUUUGCAUGUGUCAUGUAGCAUUGCUUUUUCUUGACGGUAUCUCCCUUUGGAUUCCAUUUAUAAUAAUGCUAAUUGACUAUUUUUGUUUGAUGGACCCUUCAAAUGACUCUGGACAUAACGUUUUCUAAGAUUUAUUGCAAUGUUCGAUGUUAGGAUUGUUGGCCUAAAAAUGGAUGAAAUAUCUUAUUAUUUUGAGAUACUAAAUCAUUAUUUUGUGACACACAGUCAUUUGUUUGAAAUAAGUAAUUAUUUUGAGAUAUUGUCAUAUUGAGACAAUAGGUAAUCAGAAACAGACAUUAUUUCAAGAAAGUUAAUCAUUUAAUGACUUGCAGGAUUUUUUUUUCGUCACAUUGACAGGAAUGGGCUCCAUACAUAACAGCAAAGUGGUCUCCAUUUUUAAACCAUCCAAAAAUGUGUCUCCUGGCGUGUAGUGAUUAUUACGCCUCACAGUGUUGCUAGUGUGGCUGAAGACUUCUACUUGUUUCACUGUUGGGUUUGCAGGGACUGUCUGUGAUGUUAUUGCUUUGAAUGCUCCCAACUUCUAGCUGUCGGUUUAUUGUUAAAUCUUGGCAGAUACACAACAGUAUUUAUAUAGACUCACUUUGGCAAGACAAAUUUGAAAAGUGUUGUGUGUGCCAAAAUGCUUUCAUUAUGAAUCAAUAUAUAUUUGAAAAUGCUUACUUCUUUGCUGUCAAAAUAAGAGAACCUUACAGGCUGAUACGAAUGUGCAGAAAACUGGAGGAUUUUCAUUUUGACUGCGAUGUUGUCCUAAAAGGAAGAAGAGGAGUGAAAAUACAAAGAAACUGUCUGGGACGAGUUAAGCUUUAAUAGGUAACAAUCAUGUAAAACAAAACUAUUCAGAAAACAAUCGUAGUUAUGUGGGUUUGGUGAAAUUGUUACUACAGGUGACAGAAAUUGAUUUUGACUUAAUUGAAUGUAAUGAAGAGAAGUUUUGAAUUUGACGACAUUCCCAUAAAUAUUUUCAUAUAGAAGCUGUGUGUGUCUGUGUUUUACAUACAUACAUAAUAAACUGCAGGCCCUGGUCACAGAUCACAGCA